Caenorhabditis elegans is the source of this 1512-nucleotide messenger RNA. It is a transcript of the gene F32E10.9, whose product is annotated as TPR_REGION domain-containing protein. NCBI's taxonomy places the organism in Eukaryota, Metazoa, Nematoda, Chromadorea, Rhabditida, Rhabditidae. The record is from RefSeq and is marked reviewed. The transcript has 4 exons. Bases 814 to 1302 code for a protein of 162 amino acids.
AAAGAAAAAACGUGCGAGGCUUGCGAAACAAGCAUACGGCACUAUCAAAAUUUAUGAAUCGAUCCUUGGAUUUUGCAAAAACUUUUGUCGUGCAGAAAGUUGGGCGAAGCGUCCUUUCGCAACACUGCCGCGUGGGGUUUGCCCACGGCCCUUUUUAACUGCUUUCUUGUUGAUUUUUUAAAUAAAGUUUCGAUUUUUCUUUUUUUUUCGAAUGAAAAUGUUAUCCAAUUCGAAAAAAGAGAAAAAUACAAGUAAAAUCGAAACUUUAUUUGAAAAAUCAACAAGAAAUUAAUUUUUGCAAAAUCCAAGGAUCGAUUCAUAAAUUUUGAUAGUAGUUGUCAAUUGGCUCCGCCCACUGCAUCAUUUUUUGGUAAAUCCUGUUUUGAACUGCAUUCUGUUUUGGUGGGGCCUCGAGACCACAGCUUUACAUGGAGGCUUAGCCCAUGCACCAAGUGAAGAGCUAGUCAUCAAUGCAUCUAGACUGGAAGGAUCCAUCGCUUCCCGAGUAAAGUUGCUUGUGAUCAAAGGUGUCAGUGUCCCCUAAAAAUUACAAAAACGGGACAACGGGAAUUCCCGUUCCCGUGAAAAUUUUUAAAACGGGACAACGGGAAUUCCCGUUUCCGCGAAAACACCCAAAAAACGGGACAACGGGACAUCCCGUUCCCGUGAAAAUGACAAAAACGGGACAGCGGGAAUUCCCGUUCCCGUGAAAAUUUUAAAAACGGGACAACGGGAAUUCCCGUUCCCGUGAAAACACCCCAAAAACGGGACAACGGGACAAACGGAACACGGGAAUUGACAUCCUUGCUUGUGAUGGGAUUGGAAUCGGACAAAAUCAAAUGCAAGGUCGCAAUCAUGGCUGAAAUUAAGAGUAGAGGGAAUCUGAAAAGCUCCCGAAAAAUUUUUGAAUCAGCUGCAGCAAAAUUUCCGAACUGCCAAGCUAUAAUAACCGGACGAGUCAUUGUAGAAGAGAACGCAAAUCGCGGUGCUGAGGCUGAAAAGCUUACCCGUGAUUUUAUCACCAAAAAUACUGACGUCAGCGGAGAUGAGUUGAUAAAAUUUAUCAACUACAUGGAGACCUACGAUUCCAAGUUUGGUUUAAAGGCUGCAAUUCAAGUUGCAAAGGACAAUCUUCCAUGGGCCGGCGAAGAGAACAUAGACCAAUGGGUCAACUGGGUCAACCUACUGAUUAGUCUGAAAAGUUUCAAAAGUUCCAAACUUUUCUGUGAACACGGCAUGCCAGCAGCGUUGGGGAGUGUAUCUUUUCUUAAGUUUUUCAAUAGAUCUUUGCGAAAACUGUAACAGGAUCGACACUGACCGAAGCAGAUCAGGUGUUCUCCUGGAUCCAGGAACACAACAAGAAAUUGCGGGAAAAGACGGCUAAUGUGGUGCAGGAUGAGAGCGGCGACGAGUAGGAUGCAAUCACAAAAUUUAUUGCUUUAUAAUUUUUAUAAAAUCCGCUGUUAUUAAUAUUGUAAAGAAUGUUGAGUAAAUAAAUUUAUUAUUUAAAAU